Messenger RNA from Ziziphus jujuba (common jujube), 4320 nucleotides. Its product is annotated as U11/U12 small nuclear ribonucleoprotein 48 kDa protein. The record is from RefSeq and is a predicted model, not a curated record. The transcript has 5 exons. Lineage: Eukaryota; Viridiplantae; Streptophyta; Magnoliopsida; Rosales; Rhamnaceae. The coding region runs from base 87 to 2387 and encodes 766 amino acids.
UAAAACCAUGGGGGUUUGUAGCUUAUAUACCUAUGCUUGGUAGAAGAUGGGAGUAUGCUUGAGAAUCUUUGUAGCAAGUUUUUGCCAUGAGCAACCCACCUGCUCAGUUUUCCAACAGACCCUUUGAUUUCCUCCUUCAAAACCAAAAGUCAGCACCCAACUUCUUCAAUUCUCAAUCUCAGAAUCCUCAUCCCCAAAACCCCAAUCCUCUUCCUCCACCUGAUCUGUCUGCCACACUCUCAUCCCUCAAUUCCCUCAUUCAAUCCUCUCAGCAGACCCUUCACUCCCUCUCCUCUCUAUUCCCUCUCCAAACCUCGAAUUCCAGCAAUUCCAAUGGCUUCGUUGCCUGCCCUUUCGACCCCCACCAUCUCAUGCACCCUGAAUCCCUCUUCGCUCACUCCCACCGGUGCCCUUCCUCUCCUUACCCUCGUAGUGAUGACAAUUUCUCACAUCUCAGUUAUGUGGAAAAAACCCACAAAUCCGCUGACCAAUCUCGAGCUGAAACCGCUUUCCUUCGAACGCUUCGUGGGUCUGAUGCUGAGGAGCUCUGCUUCUCUUUGGAUGAUUAUUAUGCUUAUUUUGGAUCCAAUUUCUUCUACCGUGACUGCCCUGGUGCUGUUAAUAUGUCUGCUAUGGAUGGUGCUAGCAGGGCUUUCGCACUUCCUGCUAUAUUGUCUGUCCAAUGUGCGAAUUUUGUGGACAAUGAGGACAGAAAGAUGAGGAGCUUCGACAAUGAGCGUUUGAAGAUUCUUCCUUCAGAGUUAUGGGAUAUAAAAGGUGAGGUUGAAUCUUGGGGUGAGUAUCCUUGUGUUUACUCUUACCGUACUCUCUAUGCCAUAUUGGGGUUGGAUAGUCUUACAGAAUGUAAUUUGGCAAGAAGGGUAAUUUCGAAUUCUCCUCGAUAUGGGGUUGUGAUCGAUGUGGCUAUAAGGGAUCAUAUAGUUUUGCUUUCUAGACUGUGCUUGAAGGCAAUUAGGAUGGAAGCUUUGACUUUGGUGAACAAGCAUGUGACAGAGAUGGUUUCAGAUAGUAAAAGUUUUAACUGUCCCAUCCUGGUUCAAGCUUUGAUGUGGUUGGCAUCUCAGCUUUCUAUUCUGUAUGGAGAAAUGAAUGGGAAGUUAUUUUCCAUUAACAUUCUCAAGUGGUGUAUAUUGGAUGCUGCAUCUGGUUUGUUGAUUUUCCCAUUGGAGCGGAAGGAGACAGAGGAUCAUGGUUUAAAAGAGGUUCUACAGGGAUUGGAUGCCAAACCUAGAGAGCCGCUUGAAGAAAGCUCAAAUGGCGAACAGAAUAGUAUAGCAAAUGAAAGUGUGAUGGGCAGGGUUGUUUUUGUGUCCCAGGUGGCAACAGCCAUUGCAGCACUGCAUGAAAGAUCCUUGCUUGAAGAAAAGAUUAAGGGACCACACAUUUCUCAACCGCUUGCUUUAUAUCAACGGAUAGCCGAGCAUGAUUAUGUGUCAAACAGAGCAAAUGAAGAGCGGAAAAAUCGUCCUCAGUAUAGACCUAUAAUCGACCAUGAUGGACUUCCUCGACGGCUGUCAUAUAGCCAGGAUACAAGCAAGUCUAAGACUAGAGAGGAGUUAUUGGCAGAAGAAAGGGAUUACAAGCGGCGAAGAAUGUCAUAUCGUGGUAAAAAGGGGAAGCGGACAACUCUAGAGGUUAUGAGGGAUCUUAUAGAGGAUUAUACGGAUGAAAUCAAGCAAGCUGGAGGAAUUGGGUGCUUUGAGAAGGAAACUGAUGGAGGAGCCUUUCCAUCAGAAUCACGUUAUGCUUCUGAUGUCACCACGGAUGUUGACAAGCCAACAAAAAUCAAUUAUGGCUCAUCUACAGCAGGAAGUGGCCCAAAUCAUUUCAAAAAACAAUUGCAAUCUAAUUAUAGCGUCCAAUCUAUAGGUGAUUAUGAAGAACCAAGUAGAGGUUUUCAUGAUAACCACGGAUUUCAAGUAGAUCAGAGAAGUGUCAGUAGGCAUAGACGUGAUCGAGAGUAUUAUUCUAGGAGCCCUGAAAAACGCAGGAGUCAUGGCCAGUCACAUGGGCAGACUCGUCAUCAAGAGGAGGGAAAUGAUUUGGAGGUGAUUGGAACCAAGCAUUAUGAUAUUAAGCGGCAAUCUUCUAGCAUGUCCAAGCGUCAUAGAUCAACUUCAUCUGUGGGGAAUUCUCACCACAGCUCAAAAGUUAAGGAUAGAGACACCUAUAAGAAUCAUGGGUCGCAAACUACGUUCGAGGAUAGAUAUAUUCCUUCAAAAUAUCAUGGCAUAAGUGAAGAUGAUGUCUCAACUAACAGCAACUAUAGCAAACCAGAUAAAUUGUAUGUCAAAAAUUACCAAGAGCUACCAAGUAACCAUACUUCAGCGGAGCAGUUUCCUGAUUAUCAUGAGCAAUCAGAGUAGUUUUACCUUAUGGAUACGAAGUCAUCAUGCUUCAGCAAUUUUAUUUACACCAGUAUCCUCCUUUUGUAUCCUUGACUGUUCUGUUUCAUGUUACAGUUCAUUUUCAAUAUUGCUAUUCAUACUUUGCUUCUUUACUGUUUUCUUUCUGUAUGCGAUUGUAGAAUUAAUGCAAAUAGUCAUGUCAUCAUUUAUAUACUUUUGCCUAAAAUGUUUAUACCUGUUCUCAUCGUCAAGAUAUUUGUUGUCAUCAUUUAGAUCUCGGUAUCAGUUGAGGAACUGUUAACUGCAUUAAUUGGCAUCAGCAAAUUGUAUAAUUAUUACUGUGAUGAUUCACUUAGUGGAGUUUCUUUCAGGUAUGAACAGAAAUUCUUUUAUUCAAUGUUGUGAAUUAAAUGAUUCAAAACUAGAAACUUAAGAGGAUUCAUGUAUUGGGGUUAAAAAUAGUUAGGUUUCCUGGAGAGAUGCAUGCCUUUAACAGUCAUGCAAAUUCAGCGGGGACAAAUGGAUUCAUUUUUUUUAUUUUAUUUUUUUCUUUUGGUCAUGAAUUGAAAUAUCUAAAUUUUAUUAUCUAAAUUCAUCUUUUUUGGUGAAUAAUAUCUAAAUGUAUCUGAUAUACUGUUAUUGUGGUCUCACAUGUGACAUGUCUGCAGUUGUGAGACUAGUUUUUCACUCUAAGUCUUUAUUCCUUUAUCCUCUUACCUUUGUUUUCCUGAAGUUUCUCUUGUCUUUGCUUGUCAAGUAUACAUCUUAAAAUAGUUUGCCCAAAAAAGUAAAAAAAAUAAAAAUAAAAGGUACAUCUUAUAAUAAGCUUCGUUGUUCAAACUUUAUUGGUUAGGAUUUGCUUAAUCCAUAGUGAUUUUGAAAUUUGGGUUUUUUUUCAGAAACAGGUAGGUAGAGUCAAAACAAUAUUAAUGUUUAAUUGUUAGAAUGCCUUCUUUCAUUAAACCCUGUAUUUUUCCUCCUUCUUUGGCCAAUGGUCACAAGACCAUAUUCUUUACCAGGUUGACCUAUCUAUUUACCAGGAUUUGACCACUUUUCUAAAGAAUGUAAAAAUCAAUGCCGUCCUGUUAUAUUGGCAUAGGGUGCACCACAGAGAAAUCUUUAGAAAGCUCAAAAAGUUGCAGCAAGACUAUGUAAAAUGAUGGUUUUUCAUUCAUGCAUGUCUGUAAUACGACACAACACAUGUUUACUGAUAACAGUGCAAUGUUGGAUCAAGGAUUAUUUAAGUGUAGUUUUCUCUUUUGACGUUAAGUCAUUCCUUAAUCCUAGAUGCAAGUAUUUACAACAUUAGGAGAGAAAGCUAUAUAUGUUCUAUAAGCAUUCUUAAUUAUUAGUACGGAGUAUUACAGGACUUUUGACUGUAUAUGUAUUGUUUUUGUGUGACGGCACUUCUACAAUAUUUUUGAAGUAAGAUGGUGUUUCAUGCACAUUUAUAGCUGAUGUCAUUGUCAUAUUCUAAGUAAAAUUUCAUGUCUCAUUUGUGUCUAUAGCUGUGAAACAUUCUAACUGAUAUGCUUUUAUCCAUAUUUUGCUAAAAUAACAGAAUAUAUGAAACAAUAUACAAGAUUUUGACAAAGGCUGGUGAGGCAUUGCCUAAGAUAGCAAAUGUACAGGAGCCUGUGUGAAAGGUAUAAGAGGUGCAUUGCAGAGGACAAUAGCUCCAUUCACUUGUGAUAUCUUUCUGGUUUUCUCAUGGGGGAAGCUUCGAUUUCUUUGCUCUGAAAAGUUUCCUAGCUUGUAUUUUGUGUUGCUCUCUAAUCUGUGUUUGGUAUACUGCAAUCCCUGUUUUUCCUUUAUUGGCUGAUAAAUUGACAUUUUUGCUUCUAGAUACUGAGAAUACCCACAACGUUGUUCAUUGAUAAAUCUUUGGAAAAAAAAGCAUACAUAUUACAAACAUUUUUAAUGCGAACAAAUAGAAAGUCCUUUUUUUUUU